This is a messenger RNA of Arvicola amphibius (Eurasian water vole), 1854 nucleotides long. RefSeq names its product RNA polymerase II elongation factor ELL2-like. Gene Ontology annotation, cellular component: transcription elongation factor complex. Gene Ontology annotation, biological process: transcription elongation by RNA polymerase II; positive regulation of transcription elongation by RNA polymerase II; snRNA transcription by RNA polymerase II. The record is from RefSeq and is a predicted model, not a curated record. The coding region runs from base 1 to 1854 and encodes 617 amino acids. Gene Ontology annotation, molecular function: cis-regulatory region sequence-specific DNA binding. The transcript has a single exon. NCBI's taxonomy places the organism in Eukaryota, Metazoa, Chordata, Mammalia, Rodentia, Cricetidae.
AUGGUAGGACAAAUGCCCGUGAAGGAAACAGACAUCAUAGACCCAGGGCUGAGCAAUGUCAACAGGCUGCCUAUGGGGUUUCCAAGACCAGUCUUCCAGGCAAAUCCUCCAUACCAAAACAAUAAACAUUCUUUACCUUCCCAAGGUUCUCAGUUCCACGGAUUUCAACAUCUUAGCAAAGUCACACCAAACAAUUCAUCUACUGAUAUGAAAACUGUUAACUUUCAAUUGUCAAAUGUGAGUAAUGACACACAGCAAGACAAAAUUGGCAGUUCCCAAACAAAUAUGUCAAACUCUACUCACCUACAAUUUAACUGCCCACAAUCUAUUCAAGACAAAAUGACAAUGAAUAGAUGUGCCAGCUCUUCUCAGCUGACUUCACAAAGAAUGACAGAAGCAGAAGAGAAAUCUUGCAAUACAUGGAAAAAUAUUAGAAAAUCAUAUGUUCAGAAAAAGGUGCCAGUUCGAAAAGUGCCUCAUUUUGUUCCUGAUCAAGAACCCGAGAGGAAAAGAACAACCCCUCUCAACACUGCAUAUGCCAUACGAAAGUCAAGGCCAAUCAGUGGUGUCCACACUCGACCAUAUAGGGACAGAGUGAUUCACCUACUAGCACUGAAAGACUAUAAGAAAUCUGAACUUCUUGUUCAACUGCAAAAAGAUGGCAUCAAAACAAAUGACCCCAAUUUUCUUGGAAAAAUUCUGCUGCAGGUGGCUAAUUUGAAUGCCACUACUUUGUCAUAUACUUUAAAAGACAGUAUCUUCAAUGAGGUCCAGAGAGAUUGGCCGGGCUAUAGUGAGGAAGACAAGUUGUCAUUGGAUUUGGUGCUUUCCAGAAAGCUACGUCCAUUUCACAAUUCUACCAAGGCCACCCAUUGCAAAGAGUCAUCUGUAGUUUCUAAAACAGAUGAUUCAUCAUCCUCAAAGGAUCAUUUUCUCUCCUUAUCUGGUAUUGACCCUUUAAUGAAAAAUAAAGGUGGAUUCUUUCCCCCUAAAUCUGGUGGACAGAUAACAUCAAAUGGCCAAGCAAGUGGUAACAGUGAGAAAUCUGUAAUUAUGUUGUGUUCUGCCCCUACUACCAAAUGCAUCCCUCGACCAUUGCCUGACUCCCAUCUGCCAAAUUCAAAUUCACCACUGCUCGUAAAAUCUAAUCAUACUGUUUUCAGUGCUCCAGAAAAUUCUGGGACUCAAAAUCCAUGUGACAACAUCAGCCAUGACAAUGACAUGCUUGAAAGAGAGAUGAAUAAAUACACUUCCUUGGAAGCUCCAUCCUGUGCUUCAUUUCAAAAAAUGUAUUCAAAACCAAUAGAAAUACCACAUUUUAUGCCUGAGAAGUUCAAAUGUGCAUUUGCAAAGCGAAAAACAACUAUCCCAAACUGCAUUACCAGCACAAUGGAGAAACCGAAGACAGAUUUUAAGAAACAAGAUGAAAUUAUGAAGUCAGAUUCCAACAAGGAAGUUAAAAAAGUUUUCCCUGAUUCUGGGAAGACCAGUUUUACAUCUGCAACUCCAGAUUAUUUGGUGAAUUAUUCUAUUAUACUUUCUUCUGACCAACGUCAGUAUUAUGAGAAGGAAUUCAGGGCAGAUUAUAGUGAAUAUCAAGCCAUGUACAAUAAGAUACAGAUUUCAUGCACACCAAUCAUUGACCUAGAUUCAGAAAGAAAGGGAUUUUCUCCAGGAUCAAAAGAAUACCAAGAUAUUACUAAAAAUAUUUUAGUAGCCUAUCAGAAAAUGCGGCAGAUUAAUCCUAAAUUUUGUGAAGAAAAGGAUAGAUGUGUGUUUCUUUACAACAAGCUGGUUCACAUUAAAAAGUUAAUAAAUGAUUUUGACCAGCAAGAAGUAAAGUCUACACAGUAA